Messenger RNA from Corticium candelabrum, 1482 nucleotides. RefSeq lists its product as uncharacterized. Lineage: Eukaryota; Metazoa; Porifera; Homoscleromorpha; Homosclerophorida; Plakinidae. The coding region runs from base 1 to 1482 and encodes 493 amino acids. The record is from RefSeq and is a predicted model, not a curated record. Gene Ontology annotation, biological process: regulation of apoptotic process. The transcript is spliced from 3 exons.
AUGUCAUCUCUAGCAGAGUCUAAUGACGAAUGGGAGCGAUAUGUUACUAAUAAUUUUGCACAACUCGUUGAAACUCUGCAACCUUCGUCGUUAGUAGACCAUUUGCUGACUGACGGCCUCAUAUCGAACGAACAGCGCGCAAUAGUGAAUCAAUGGGGCACAGACGAGGCACAAGCUCGGGAACUGCUAGAUAUUGUACGUCACAAGGGAGUCGAUAGGCUAUUUCGAUUAUGCAAAGGUCUCAAAGUCAGCAGGCAGGAGCAUGUGAUAAGAGACGUCAUGAAAAUCCCGGCUGAACAUCGUAUUUGGCAACUACAACAGCAAGAGCAACCGGUCUCACAACCUCAAAGCAAUCAGCAGAUGUGGACAGUAGAUUUGAAGUUUAUUGCUGUGAUCAUUGUGUCUAUUGCUGUGAUCAUUGCAUUUUUAAUCAAUCCCAUUAACUUCAAGGACACUGUAAUGUCAGGAACAUGUUGGAAAUAUGUUAAAAAUGAAGCAUCAGCACUUUCUGAGAAACUGAACUUUACAAAUGCAAUGAAUGAUUUGCUAUUUUCUAAUGCUCUUAUUGAAGAAAAACGUACAAAGGAAAUACGUGAAGUUUUGAGUAAGGCCGAAUGGAAAAAUUUUGAUACUUACAGGUUGUUGAUGGAGGAUCUACCAAUGACUGACAAUUCAGGAUACAUGAAGUUUUGUUGUUUAUUGCGUGCACAGUCUAUUUUACCUGCAGUUGGAAAGAGACUUUGUGAUAAAUGCAAACCGUUUAGAAAAUGCACAAGAAAUGAGACAGUACAGUUUAAUAUCAGCUCGUCUUGCCAGUCAUUUCUAAAUAACGCUACUGAUGACUAUAUUGAUGUUGAGCUUCCUGUUGAUGCCAACUACUACUUGGCCAAACCAGACAUUGAGAAAUCUGUAAAAGUAUACACGUCAUCAUUUGUAUGCAUUGAUAAUAAUGUCACUGCAACUUUGACAAUAAGUGUGGAAGAAAGGUACAUUGAAAAGGACCUUCUCGAACGAAAUAUUGCCUUGACACUGAAUGUCGAUGUUUCUGAAGUAAAGUUAAGUGUAUCUACAACAAACAGUACGUGGAUGUUUUUACGUUUGUCGUCUCAAGCUGGAUUACGACUUAUGAAAACUGUUAGUACAAAUGAGUCUAAACAUCAAUUUGGUCAAACGAUAGCAAGAGCUCUGAACUCAAAGUCAGCAAGAAAUGUUUCUGUUGUGUUGAAAUUGAGCAACUUGCCAUCAUAUACAAUCUAUGUUAUUCCUACUGGGACAUUUCCAGUCAAAUCAGAUGGAGAUCCAGAAAAUCAGAGAAUGUGGAUACCAGGAGCAGUUUGGUUGGCAUUCAUGUUAGGUUUACCGAUGAUUAUUUAUCUGCUUGUAUCAUCACACAUGUUUGCUGGCUUCUCAAUGAGAGGGAGGUCUGAUGUUGGAGCAGUCGGUCAGAGUAAAUCAUUACACCAUGACUUCAACACAGGUUAG